AUGCUACCAUCGACAGGUUAUUUUAAAGGCAUUAAUUGCCCUUUUUAUGAUAGCGGCUUAUGUGAAAGGCCGUAUUGUCAUUUCCGUCAUGCAAAAAAAGACUCUGUGCUGAACCCCUCAAAUGACGGGAUCGAAAGUGGAGCAAUACUACAAAAACUUGUAUCAGCAGCAGUCCAGAAAGUUCUUCAACAGAACGAGGGAUUAGCAACGGCAACGUCCACACCUGCAGUUCCAACUGAAGGAACCACUGAUAUUAGUAAGAUAAACAAUGUUGUUGUUCAGUCCAAAGUCACAUACAACCCCACUCCAAUAGCUCAAUUAAAUAAAAUCAAUAAUGCAAGUUUCGUAGACGUUGAUGAUUUAAAUGAACAGAGAAAAAAGCACAUUCCUGUGCCAUAUACGCCAAGAAAACCUGCAAGUGUACCAAUCAAACGGCCAACUGAAACAAAUGGCUCUACAAAACCAUUUAUUUACAUUCCGCCGCCUGUAAAGUAUACUCCAGGUUGUGCUGAAGCUAUUGAGCUAGACCCAUAUACACCUAAAGGUGCAACAGAGUGUAAUGAAAAGUACUUACCUGGAAUUGAAAAAGAAAUACAGGAGUAUAAACCUAAAGAAUCGCAAUCAUUGAACAAGCGUAACUAUGUUCCUUCUGACAGAAAUGUUAAUAAGAAGAAAAUUUUAGAAUAUAAACCCACUAAAGUGUCAUCAAGUAAUGAAAUUCCUUCAGUAACAUACCAACCAACUCCCAGGUUCUUAGCUCCAUGCUUUUCAAGUGAUGAAGAUGAACCAGAUGUAAAAAAAGUAAAAAUUGCAAAUGAUAUAAAUGGGUUGGAUGACUUAGGACCAGAGUUUGACAUUUUAGAUCAGAUACUACAUGAAGAAAAACAACAUCAGAACUCAAAUUCAGAUCUUAAUUCUGAACUGGAUGUUACCACACAGGAGCAAAGCUCUAAACCUGAGCCCACACCAAGUGAUAGUGUCAAGCCUGAUGGGAUUAAAUCUACUGAAUCUUCAUCUCCAAAAGAUGCUAAGAAAUCAGAACACCAUAAAAAGCACAAGAGCUCAUCUAGCAGAAAGGAAAACCGCAAAUCACAUGAGAAAUCAAAGUCUGACAAGGAUAAAGAUAAGUCUAAUAAAGAUAGGACACACAACCACGAACAAAGUGACAAAAAGACAAAAGAGCCAUCUCACAAGAGUCAUAAAAGUGCUAGCAGAGAUAAAAGUAAGGAAAAGGUUGACAAAAAGGAUAAAUCUUCAAAGAAAGAUAAACCAUCUUCCAGAAGCUCUAAGCACUCAGAUUUGAAGUCUUCGAAAACUGAAAAGCACUCUAAACAUUCAAGUAGCUCUAAAAACAAGGAUAAAAAAAGUGAUCACUACAGACAUUCAAGAGAAGAUAAAAAAAUGAAGAAGAAAGAUAAGUCAGUUAUUGAUGAACUUAAUCAUGAUAGUAAUUUUGCUGACAACACUCAAUUUGACCAAAGAGAUGAGGGUUUAUACAACAUUUCAUCAGAGUCAGAUGAAGACGCAAUUGCUUUAGAGUGUAAAAGGAUUUUUGAAGAAUAUGUACCUGCAGAAAAGAAAGUAGUUGAAGAAUCAUGUGAUUUAUCAUUAGAAGACAAUACUAACACUGAAUAUGUGUCAGCUAAAAAGCGGAUAUCAAGAACAAGUGACACAAAGGUAAAAGUGUUACCUAGGCCAUCACUAAAACCAGACUACAAAGUAAAUGCAGCCCAGACCAUGGCUGAAAGAUUGACCAAAGUCAGAGAAUUUCAUGCUUCACAAAACACUGGUACCUCAAUUAGUGAAACAGCUUCUUUAAAAACACACACAGAACCGCCAAAAACAUUUACUCCACAUUCUAGCAAUUCCAAAAUAAGAAUUGCACAUGUUCCAUAUGCUUCCACAUUAAUGAGUGCUAAAAGAGGUAUUCCUCCCCCUAAUAUGAAAAAGGAAGAACCUACUACAAGCUCUACUAUGGCACAAACUAUUAAAAAAGGUGUACAGCGAGUAGCUCAUAUUCCAAAUGAAAAAUUUAUAGAUCGUCCAGGCGUUUUAGAACCUUUAGCUUCAAAAAUUGCAGCUAAUAUUCGCUCUACAUAUUUAAAUAUGAUGAUAGAUGAGUGCUUAAAAAUUUACUUAUCGGCGACUGAUGCUUAUGCUAGAGCUCAACAUGAAGAAUUGGCUACAAGUAAAAAAUGCUCUACUGUCCAAAUAUAUAAAAAUUCUGCUGUUCUAACAGUUAGUAGACUUAGGAAAGAGCUGCAAGAAUGUAAUGGUGUUAAGAAAUCUGGGUCAGAAUGUUCAGCAUUGCAAAAAAUUCCUCAAUCAAUAUCAGGUCAUACAAGUCAAGCUGGUUCAUGGAGUAUUGAAAAUAAGAAUAGAAGAGUUAUAGAUAAUGUUGAAUUUGUUGGAGCUAAGUUUUAUAAUAAUAUUAAAAAGUGGGUUCUUAGUGAAGAGCAAUUGAAAGAAAAUGGUUUUCCACUACCACACAGUUCUGGAGAAAAGGGCAGGGCAAUAAUUUAUGGGCAAAAUAAGCAAAAACCGCCAAAAGGUUUUAUACGAACAUGUUGCAGAUGUAAAAAAGACUAUACUAUUGACAAGAAAGGCUUUCCUGCAGUUAAAGAAGAGUGUAUUUAUCAUCCUAAUAACAAAUACAGAGUUCGAGGUGAGAUAAAGUACCAAUGCUGCAGCCAAGACGGUUCUUCAGAUGGUUGUUGUAUAGCACCAUGCCAUGUCUAUGAGUAUGUAGAUUAUGAAAACUUAAAAGGGUUUGUUAGAACUUUGCCACCAGAAAGAGAAAUGGAUGAUUAUGCUGUGUACUCCUUGGAUUGUGAGAUGUGUUAUACUACACAUGGAUUGGAUUUGACUAGAGUAACAGUGAUAAAUUCUGCCUGCAAAGUAGUUUUUGAAUCCCUUAUAAAGCCGUUGCACCCAAUUAUAGACUAUAAUACUAGAUAUUCUGGUAUUACAGAAGAGCAGAUGGCAAAUGUGAAAACAACACUACUGGAUGUUCAAGCAACUAUACUUACUAUGUUUAAUUCUAAAACAAUUUUGAUUGGUCAUAGUCUAGAGUCUGAUUUUAAAGCUCUUAAAUUGAUUCAUGGUUCUGUUAUAGAUACUAGUGUCCUGUUCCCUCACAAAAUGGGACCUCCUUACAAAAGAGCUCUUAGAAAUUUAAGUUCAGAAUACUUAAAGAAAAUAAUUCAGAAUUCUGUUGAUGGCCACGACAGUGCUGAAGAUGCUAGAGCAUGUAUGGAGUUAAUAAUAUUCAAAUUAAAAGAAGAUUUGAAAACUAGGUGAAUGUAGCAAUAAUUAUUAAUGUUUUUCAUGUUACAAUGAAAAUGGUUAAUAUUAUCUGUAAUUCAUCAUCAUCAUAUUUACUGUGCAUCUUAUACAUUUAUUGAAUAAGUAAUAAGACUUUGUAAUCAUAUACGGGCCAUAUUCUGCAUAAGUGGGUUAACCCACAAAAAAUCGUAAACUGAGUUAUGAAUGCAGUCUUUAUACCUUGUAACAUAAAGUUUAAUAUACUUUUCACUAAUAUCAUAAAAAGAAUUGGACUAAUUGUUAAAUCAAAAAAUUGUUGUCAUAAAACCUGGUUCGACUCAUAGGAGAAUUUCGUAAAAAUGUGUUACGUGUGGUUAAACCAUAAAUGCGUAUUACAACCAUUGAGGUCAAUGAUUACAACACAUAUCUUUCAACGUGGUUUGAAACGAUUUAGUUUAAGUACGCUUAACAAAAUAUACAACUUUUUUGAAAACUACAUAUUUUAAGUUUUGUAUGUGAUGUGGGCAGACUGGAAAAUGAUAUAGAUUCUGAAACGAGGAUUGGGCGAUUACAAUAAGGGAACUUUUACUGCUAAAAUUAGAAUUUGGCUAAGCGCACCUUCCGAGAUAUUUAUUACAAAAACUAAAGCUUAUAUAUUCCCAACGGUUUUUAAAAAUUAAAUUAUACACAUUACGAUUUUUACGUUUUAACACGUUUGGAAGCAACUGUACUCAAAUAUAAUUGUAUUAUUCUUUUCUCUAAACUUCGUUAUUUAAAUGAGUAAGGACAAAAAGUUGCCAAACAUCUUUAAUAUCUCGAAACUGUCAUUUUGUGCGUUAACUCAUU
Hyposmocoma kahamanoa is the source of this 4110-nucleotide messenger RNA. RefSeq names its product RNA exonuclease 1 homolog. Lineage: Eukaryota; Metazoa; Arthropoda; Insecta; Lepidoptera; Cosmopterigidae. Gene Ontology annotation, molecular function: nucleic acid binding; exonuclease activity. The coding region runs from base 1 to 3300 and encodes 1099 amino acids. Gene Ontology annotation, cellular component: nucleus. The transcript has a single exon. The record is from RefSeq and is a predicted model, not a curated record.